UAAACUCUCCACUCUCUGUGCCUCAUCUUGUCCAGCGGCUAUCCGCUUAAGAUAAAUCGAUAACCUUUUUCGGCACCCUCCGGCGGAACAACGCCGCGCUCGCUCCCCCAUCUCUCGCCGCCAUCGCGUCACCGAGCGAACCCUGUCCCGCCGAUUUCAUCAUCAAGAUCAGCAAGGCACAAAACCUCGCUGCCAUACCGCACCGAGCGAUUGCCACCUUCCUCCUCCUCAGCCCUAAUUUCCUCUCCUAUCCUACGACUACUCUCCGACGAGUCUGGUGUUCUUUGCAGCUGCAGACAGUUUCAGCUGUCCUGUUGGUCAUUGUAGCUGGGCGCAUGACGGCAUCUCCAUCUUACUUCGUGCCGAGCUUUCGAAAUCACACUUGAGUCUACCCACAGCCUCUCUGCUCGACGAGUUUACCUCGUCACCUUGCUCUACUCUCUCCGUACACACAUACCCCACCACCACCACCACCAUCAUGGCAUCGACACCCGCCCGAUCCACACAACCCGCAGGGAGACGGGAGAUGAUGUUUUGUCAUGAAUGCCACGACGAGUGGUAUCGCGACGAGAAGGGCAUAAUUUGCCCCGAAUGUCAGAGCGAGUUCACCGAAAUAAUUGAAGACGACAACGACCCCCGAGAUAAUUUCGAACGCGCUCACGACGACGAUAGCGAGGAUGAUUUUGAAGACUCCCUACCCUCCCUAGAAGAAGCCAGUGCUUCCCACCACCCAUUACACCACCACAACCCAUGGGCAGAAGUUGACGACCCCGAUGAGGCCGACAUCAGCUCCAUGCGAUUCCAGCCCACUGGACCUGGUCGAUUUCAUGUACAAGCCACUAUUCAUCGCACGAUAUCUCCAGCACAAUUUGGAGUUGGCGGUACUGGUGCCAAUUCUAUGGGAGCUUUCCAGUCCUUACUUGCCAAUCUCAUUCAAGGUGCGCAGCCUCCGCACACCCCUAGGGACGGCCUCGAAACAGAUGGCCAGUCAGAAUCAAGACCGGGAGGGGAUGAAGCUCCCCGGUUCACGCGGUUCACAUACUCUUCAAACGCUCACCUGCAUCCUCGCGACGACAAUCACCCCGAGCCUCGCAACGAGCCAGUGGACGACAUCAACGGCGUGAUGAAUGGUCUCUUCCAAUUACUGGGCGAGACUCCGGGUGUGCACCAUGCUGGACCGGGUCAAUCUCCCUUCGGCGAUAUACCUCCAAAUCCUCUCAUGGGCUUGUUUGCAGCGAUAAGCGGUGGCCAACAUGGCGAUGCCGUAUAUUCGCAAGAAGCUUUGGAUCGCAUCGUUUCACAGCUUAUGGAACAAACUGCCACCAGCAAUGCGCCAGGCCCUGCCUCUCAAGAAGACAUUGACGCUCUGCCGCGGAAACUGAUUUCGGAGGAUAUGCUGGGGGCAGAACAUCGUGCAGAAUGCAGCAUAUGCAUGGAUGAAGUCAACAUUGGCGAAGAAGUCACGGAACUUCCCUGCAAACACUGGUUCCAUCACCACUGCGUUGCUGCGUGGUUGAGCGAACACAACACGUGCCCACAUUGCCGCAAAGGAAUCAAGGGCGAAGAAACGUCGUCGAAUGCUCAACAAGAUGGGAAUAGAGGGUCUGCCGCAACUUCAGGCAGCGACCCGACUUCCUCUAUGCCAGGUGCUUUUGGUGCCACUAGUGAAGGCGUGAGCAACAACCCCAACUCGAAUCCAGCUCCUGGUCAGGAUGGCGGGAGUGGGGGCCCAGGGCUUGGGGACCGGUUACGCAGGGGUUGGUUUGGAUCUCAGCAAGAUUGA
Messenger RNA from Periconia digitata, 1783 nucleotides. The record is from the annotation of a GenBank genome assembly. NCBI's taxonomy places the organism in Eukaryota, Fungi, Ascomycota, Dothideomycetes, Pleosporales, Periconiaceae.